Molecule: messenger RNA, 555 nt
Organism: Fonsecaea nubica
Lineage: Eukaryota; Fungi; Ascomycota; Eurotiomycetes; Chaetothyriales; Herpotrichiellaceae
Exons: 2
Coding region: 1-555 (184 amino acids)
Source: RefSeq, a predicted model, not a curated record
AUGUCUGUGGAUGCAUUUGCAGCUCUCAGAAGAACCCAAGGAGAGGAACUUGGGAGACUUGCAGAGGAGCAUUUCAAGCAUGAUCUACGAGAAGAAGACCGUGACUUACUGCGGUCGGCCGCAUCCAAGGCUUCCAGACACGCCCUCAUCGGCUCCCUCGCAGGUAUUGCGCUAGGGGGUUUCCUCGCCUUCCGCCUACGAGCAAAUCGCAACGCCAUGUUUCAAGCCUUCCGCGCCGCCGAGAAGCCCACACACGUCCGAUUCGCAAGCGGUCGCGAAGAGGCUAUUCCGGAUAUCACUCCUCUGUUGCAGCCCACACCUCUGGGAGAUAUCGUGACAUACACGUUCUUCGGUAUCGCGGGCCUAUUUCUGGGUGGGGAGGCUGGCUUGCUUACCGGGACGUGGUCCGCGAGGAGAGCCAUUGCGCAAGACCCAGCUUGCCAAGAGAGGAUUCAGCGGGCAGUUCGGUCCUUUAGAGCGGACGUGCUGAGGAAACAGCUCAAAGAGCUGGAGGCUAAGAAGGAGGACGGCUCAGAGGAGAGCAUUUGGUCAUAA